Zingiber officinale is the source of this 1013-nucleotide messenger RNA. Its product is annotated as rho GDP-dissociation inhibitor 1-like. The record is from RefSeq and is a predicted model, not a curated record. Gene Ontology annotation, cellular component: membrane; cytosol; cytoplasm. Lineage: Eukaryota; Viridiplantae; Streptophyta; Magnoliopsida; Zingiberales; Zingiberaceae. Gene Ontology annotation, molecular function: Rho GDP-dissociation inhibitor activity; protein binding. Gene Ontology annotation, biological process: Rho protein signal transduction. The transcript is spliced from 5 exons. Bases 191 to 889 code for a protein of 232 amino acids.
CCUUUUUUAUUUAUCACAAUUUCACUUGCUUUCUCCUCCAUUCAAAAAACCUCUCUCUCUCUCUCUCUCUCAUUGUGUGUGUGCAAAUUCAUUAAGUGUGAAGGAGAGGAGAUUGAGAAGAAGAUUAUUUUGUGUUGUUUUGAGUUCUCUCCCCAUAGCUCAAUAGGCCUUCAUUUCAACUCUACUACUCAUGGACAACUCCAAGCACAAGGAGGAGGAGGAGGAAGAGGAGAGGGCAUCCGGUGAGCAUGAGGAGAAGAUGGAUUGCAAGUCAAGCCAUGCCUCUAUUGCCUCCAUGGACAAUGAGGAUGGUGGUUGUGACGACGAUGAUGAUGAAAAGCGAGCCAUUGCUCUUGGCCCGCAAAUUGCACUCAAGGAACAACUUGAGAUGGAUAAGGAUGAUGAGAGUUUGAGGAAAUGGAAAGAGCAACUCCUUGGAAGCAUUGAUAUCAAUGAAGUUGGAGAGACAUUGGAUCCGGAUGUAAAGUUUCAAGAACUGACCAUAAUAAUUCCUGAUCAUUCGGAUUUAGUUUUACCUAUUCCUUUUGUGCCUGAUUCAAAGGGUUUUGCAUUUGCACUCAAGGAUGGUUGUCGCUACCACCUCAAAUUUUGCUUCACCGUCUCUAAUAACAUUGUUUCCGGCCUUAGAUACACCAACAUUGUUUGGAAGACCGGAGUGAAAGUUGCAAAGAACAAAGUUAUGUUGGGAACAUUCAGUCCUCAAAAGGAGCCUUACACAUUCGAAUUGGAAGAAGAGUCUACCCCUUCCGGUUACUUUGCAAGGGGAUCCUAUUCCGCGAAAACAAAGUUUGUGGAUGAUGAUGGAAAGUGUUAUUUAGACAUGGACUACUACUUUGAGAUUCGAAAGGAUUGGCCUACUACCGCAUGACCCUCACCGUCGUUACCGUCAUGUUAGUCGACCAUAAAAGUGUUUCUUUUAGUUGUGUUGUAUGAUCUAGGGUAUCAGAUAUGAACUCACUUUUAGGAAGCUUGAAAGUUUGAAUUGGCCUUGA